Messenger RNA from Peniophora sp. CBMAI 1063, 2589 nucleotides. The record is from the annotation of a GenBank genome assembly. Lineage: Eukaryota; Fungi; Basidiomycota; Agaricomycetes; Russulales; Peniophoraceae.
AUGCAGUCUGCGCUCGAUUUUACACCUGGCCCCGUACCGGUGGCACUCUCGCGCUCCCACUCGAACUCGUCCUCGCCGCACUCGCGCCCGCAAUCCUCCCACGGCCUGAUCCCUAACAUGGACGACCACCUCUACCGGCCCGCGUACCCGCCUGGGCGCGCGCUCGCCAACGACCACACCCGCACGUCCUCCCACUCCUCCGCCUACUCGUUCGCGUCCACCGACCUCCAGAGCCCCGCAGACUCGCCCCCCUCGUACACACAGCCCAAACCCCACCUGCGCUCGUCCCACAUCCGCGCACGCGUCGCCGCCUCGCCCUAUCCCCGUGACGCAGAGAGCGUGCACUCGUCCUCGUCCGAAACAGAGGACAUUUCCAUGUACCUGUCCGCCCCGGAUCCCGCCGAUUACCAUGCCAUGUUCGCGCCCGGCCCCGUCAUCCACGGCCACGACAAUCCCCCGAUGCUCCAUCACCAGCAGCAACAGUACGGCAGGAUGGGGGGCAUGCAGAUGGGAAACGACCACACGCUCGAGAAGCUGGCCGCAAACGUCCGCGCGGCGACGACGACGAGUGCGUCGGAUCGCGCCAAACAGAUCUUCGUCCAGGCCUGGCUCACCGGCAACUACGCGCCCUACCCCGACGGCAACGUCCCCCGCCAGGGCCUCUACUUUUCCUACCGCAGGGUCUGCGAGCAGUAUGGCAUCCCGCACAUCAACACGGCCACCCUGGGCAAGGCCAUCAGGCACUGCUUUCCCACCAUCAAGACGCGCCGGUUGGGCGUAAGGGGAAACUCGAAAUACCACUACUGCGGCAUCCGUCCCGCGACGUCGGCAGAGGCCGAGUUCCUGCAGGACUACAUUCGCAAGAGCAACAACACCGCCGCACAGCAGUCCGUCAACGCCGCCCGGAUCGCGAGCGAGCAGGCAGAGUCGGGCGGCUUCAAGCACGAGGACCGCUCGGACGAGGACGAAGACGACGAUAUCUCCGAGGCGCCUUCUUCCAAGCGCAACUCCUUCGCCCUCCCGCUCGCGCCCGCACCGCACCCGCAUCCGGAAGACAAGACGCCCACGGCCGCGACCCUUCUCGCGCACGCCCAAUCCGCUCCUCGCCCGGGCGCCUAUCCCGCCCAGGCCGCCAUCCGCCGUCAUCCCGGUCCCCACGGUCAGGAGGUCCCGAUUGCGAUCCAGCCCGCACCGCCGCACCCAUCAUUCGCACCGGCGCCGCCGGCCCCCAGUUCGACAGUGCGGCAUCUCGCAAACUUCCCGAGCAUCGAGGAAGCGCUGGGCGGCGCCAAUGCGAACCCCAGCAACUCGGCGCACGCCGUCGCUGCCCGUGAGGUGUGGAACUGGUUCGCGGACCACCUCGACGCGUUGUUGGAGAGCGUGCGCUUUGGCCGCUACGACCAGUUCGAGCUGCAUGUACGCUCGUUCUGGAGUAGCCUUCAGGGCACGCAUCGUGAGAUCGUACACGCACCGGCAAUAGCGGGUUUGAUGGCCAAGGGAGACGCCCUUGUGUAUGAUGAGAUCUUGGAGAUCCUCCGCUCGCAGUUGUUGUCGACAAUAUCGCCGGCGGCUCUCGCCAGCUUGCGUGGACUCGCGGACAAGAUGGAGAAGAUUCUGCUCGUGGCACUGGAGGGAUACGGCAACACGUUCGUUGAGCCCAAGGUCGAACUCGGUGCUCGCUUUGGACAUCUCGUCUUGCGCUUCCUCGACAUCUACCAAGUCACGCAAGCACUGUCGACCGUGCUCAUGAACCAAAAGCAGGUCGCAGAGAUGCGCCGCUCAUGGGACAAGAUCGACUUUGAGAGUGUUCGAAACCAGUCUGCGUUAGUGUGCAACUGCCGGCACGAGGACCUGGUACAGCUCCUCGAGGUCGAGUUCCGCACGCUCAUGGACACUGUUCAGAAGAGCGCGGAGCCGGCGCGGGAGGUUAUGGCUUGGGCAGACAAGUGCUGCGAGAGAUUGAUGAGCGGUAGCCACGGUGGCCCGGGUGAAGAGCGCGGCACGUUGAGCUCGCGCUCAAUACUCAUCCGCUGGGGAUAUGUGACCAGUCAGGUCAUGCGCGAUCUUACCAUCCGCAGCGACCCCACUUUCGGCGCCUUCCAGAUUCUCAAGCUCUUCCUCGACGACUGGAUCGCGCUCAACGUCCUGCGAAACGUCGCAUUAUCGACAACAAGCGUGGCAGCGAGUGUCGAGCCCAUGAUGCAGCAACAUUUCAGCACACUCUCCCCGAUGAUGGGCCAGGAAUUCUACGCGGGUCCGAGUGGUAUGGGUCAAACACCGACGAGUAGCAGCAUGCUUGCUGCACUUCAACAAGAACCGUACGCAGACCCCGGCGCGGCAACUUUCAACCCGGAAAACUACGGGCUGGCGCACUACCUCGACACACCGGGUGGCGCAACGGACGAUCCGCUCACCUCUCAGCCUGGGCUUGGGGCCUUUGGCGAAUACGCGCCACCAUUCGACGUAUCCGGAUUCGUACCACACGAUCUCGGACUUGGGACGGGUACGCCGGGGCAAGAACAUGACGCGCUACCGGGCGCACCAGAAACGGCGAGCACGCCGGACGUGAAGGCCGAGGGGAGCUCGUGA